GUCCUCGCUGGUGCGUGCAUGCAGCCACGCUGUGUCACUUCUAGCAUUUGUUUACUUGAUUUUGUCUCACACGGGGAGACGUGCAAUUUCGCCUCCUUGUUCUUGUGUUUUAGCCUAUACACAGUCCCGGCUGGCAUUGCUCACCAAAAUCCCGCUAUAGUCUCACCAACUCUGAUUGUCUCUCGUGUUGCGACAUCCGCGCUGCCACAUGGUGAGUUUUGUUUCAGACGCCGCUCUCUCCGCGACUUUGUCCGGACGCUGAGGAACAGGUGGAGGGAGGACCGAGGAGGAACUCCGCUUUUUCAUAUCAGGACAGCCGGAGCAUGCACAAGGGAAAGCGCGCGGCGGCGGCGUCCCCUCUGCAGGAGCAACAGCUGAUUUGGUGAGCGCGUAAGCAGAGAGUGCAGGCUACUUACUGUCGGUGCACAGCCAGACUCCUGCUCUGUCACUCGGGCUCAGACGGUGACUGUGUCGGUGGCAGCAGAGCGCGGCGACUCAGUGGACAUUACGGUACCGGGACAGACUGGAAAGAGAGAGAGAGAGGGAGAGAGAGCAGCGCGCACUGACAGGAGAGCUCAGCCUUGACACCGACGGUUUUUAUGGAAAUAUCACGAGUUGAAAGCGAACAUAAACACUUUGCAUGAAGACGUCGGGAAGCAGACGAAUUGGAUUAUACGGCUCUGUCCACUUUUGCCUCGACUGAGAAGAGUUGACCAGAAAUUUAAAAAAAAAAUGUUUACCGGGCAUCAGGCCGUGUAUUAGGGCUCUUUUGCUUCCGGUAUAAGGCCCAGCUGAACAAGAAACCGAGCAGUUUUCUCUCUCCCACACACUUUUUUUUUUUGGAAGCCGAACUUUUGAGAGUGGAAAAUGGGUCUUUGAGAGUGUUGGCACAUUUCCCUACACCACAAUGGCAACCGAAACCUUUCUGUUGAACGAAGAACCCUCCAGAGGUCCUGGGAUGCCUGAAUGCUUUGUAGUAUCAGAUUCAUACAGGGAUGAAUUUCAUCCCUUCAUUGAGGCCCUCCUCCCCCAUGUCCGUGCCUUCUCGUACACCUGGUUCAACCUGCAGGCCCGCAAGCGCAAGUACUUCAAGAAGCACGAAAAGAGGAUGACCAAGGACGAGGAGCGCGCGGUGAAGGACGAGCUGUUGGGUGAGAAGCCAGAGAUCAAGCAGAAGUGGGCCUCGCGCCUGCUGGCCAAGCUCCGCAAGGACAUCCGGCCCGAGUUCCGCGAGGACUUUGUGCUCACCAUCACGGGGAAGAAGCCCCCCUGCUGCGUGCUGUCCAACCCCGACCAGAAGGGUAAGAUCCGCCGCAUCGACUGCCUCCGCCAGGCCGACAAGGUGUGGCGACUGGACCUGGUGAUGGUCAUCCUGUUCAAGGGCAGCCCCCUGGAGAGCACGGACGGGGAGCGGCUGGUCAAGUCGCCCCAGUGCUCCAACCACGGCCUGUGUGUCCAGCCGCACCACAUUGGAGUGACGGUCAAGGAGCUGGACCUCUACCUGGCCUACUUCGUCCACACACCAGAACAAUCAGGACAAUCAGACAACUCAAACCAGCAAGGAGACACAGACGUCAAACCCCCACCAAAUGGCCACUUGAGUUUCCAGGACUGCUUUGUGACUUCAGGGGUGUGGAACGUAGCCGAGCUGGUCCGCGUGUCGCAGACCCCGGUGGCUACAGCGACCGGCCCCAACUUCUCCCUGGCUGACCUGGACAGCCCUGGAUACUAUAACAUCAACCAGGUGACCCUGGGACGGCGCUCCAUCACCUCCACCCCUUCCACCAGCUCCAACAAGCGCAAGUCCAUUGACGACAGUGAGAUGGAGAGCCCGGUGGACGAUGUCUUCUACUCAGGCCGUUCCCCAGCAGCUGGCAGCAGCUCUCAGUCCAGCGGUUGGCCUAAUGAUGUGGAUGCAGUGCAGCACCAUUUGGCCAGUGUGCAGGAGAGGAAGAUUAAGCAUGAGAGCGAUGGAGUGCAGUUUCCUUACCAUGGACUGUCAUCGCCUGGUUCUCUUAAGAAGCCGGGGAAAUUCGAUUUCAGCGCCCUGUCCUCCCAGACGAGGUCCCCCCGCAUGGCGUUCACCCACCACCCACUGCCAAUGCUGGCGGGAGUGAGACCAGGGAGUCCCCGUGCUUCAGCCUCGGCCCUGCACUUCCCGUCUCCCUCCAUCAUCCAGCAGUCUAGCCCCUAUUUCACCCACCCAACCAUCCGUUACCACCACCACCCUGGACAGGACCCCCUGAAGGAAUUUGUGCAGUUUGUCUGUGCUGAUGGCUCGGGGCAGGCCGCUGGACAGCAUACUCCACGCCAGGCGCCACAGCUCCCAACAGGUUUGUCGGCAUCGGAUCACGGGACAACAACUUUCUGAACAUCCCGCAGCAGACACAGUCUUGGUUCCUCUGACAAGAUCUGUGUACAAACCAGCAACUAGAAUUCUUUCUUUACAAUCGGAAAUAGAAAAACAGAGAAACAACCCGCAGGAUAAUAAUUGUCCUCCAACCAACCCACCGACCGGCCCUGACAGUACGUCUCACUUGAUACAAAAUAUAACCAAGCAACACAGGAAAACGCAGCAGCAUGACACUUUUAGAGGAACUCUGGACUCAUUUACCCAGUCAGAGGGAGGACCCGUUUUAAGCAAGGAUGGAUAGAUGGAAAGAUGAAUGGAUGGACAAGAGGAUGCCAGGAUAGAGAAGGAGCAAGGGGACAAACGGCACCAAGCAGGCAUCACUCCUGAAAAACCACCGAACCAGCACAACACAGCCGCAAACGCAGGAGGAACCUGAGGAUGAAAAAGUGGUCAACUUCUCCUACUUCGUGAGGACGCAUUGUGUAAUGAAUGGCAAAGAAAAUCAACUGUCCAACAAAAGACGAAACAUGUAACCUACAAAGCUACACCCACCAUGACGAGACACAAUUGGGUUCCCAAUGAAAGCUGCAGUCCGUGCUCCUGCUAUGUCAGUCAUCAUCCAAAACGAAAUCAAAUUGACCGUUUCUCUCUCUGAAUGACCAUUGACUCUAUAAAGCCCCCUUUUAACCCUACUACUUACUAGAGAGAAACCAUGCCAAAAUAUUUCUUGAUCAAGGGUUGCACUACAAGCUGAAUCAAUUAACACUAAUUUUAACGAUGUGCACUAGUUUACCUAUAAGGCAUGGGAGGUAAACCAGACUUGCCUAUCAAGAGUUUUAAAGUGGAAGAAAAAUCAAGGUACAAGAAGCCUUCGCCUGUCCUCAACCCCCAUCGUUCAGUUCAACAAAUCAUUGGCCUCCGCUCAUUCUCACAUCUCCCCGCACCACACACACACACACACACUCACUACAAUCUGUGCCAUGACCGCAGCAUGUAUGUACAAUUGAAAACACACACACACACACACAUUUGCCCAGUCUCACCUUUUAGAUUGUAGUAUUUAUAGGUGGUGGUGUUGUGUUAUGAUAUUUUCAUUUUACAUGCACAUUCAGAAAAGCCCAGUGAACUCUCUAUUUGAUUAGAUGUCCAAACCAACACACAUGCUGAAAGUCACAGUGUUGUGUGUACUUCAGUACUGACAGUUCUCAUGACUAUAGACAGCAGCUAUUGAUUCCCCUUUGUGCCCUCUUGUAAUGUAGAUGAAUGGUUUUGUUCUAUUGUGUGCUCUCUUAUUUGAAUUUAUUCCUUUUGGAUUUGUGCUAUUUUAUAAUUGUUUUAUAUUUGAAUGACAGCACCUUACAGAGAAACACAGUAAGAAGUGGGAUAUGGAAGCAGCACAGACAGGGUGGUUAGCUUAUCCGGAUCAAUUCGUAGUUGCAAAAAGUUAAAGAAAAGGUUUGAUACUUUGGGAAAUGCACUUAUUCACGGUGUUACAGGUGAAGACCAAUGCGACUCUUGUAUCUGUACAGUAAAUAUGAAGCUACAUCUAACAUACAUCAGCUUGACACAAGGGGAAACAGCUAGCCUAGCUCUGUCCACAUUUAACAAAUACUACAAACCAGCACCUCGAUUGUUUAAUCGUAGAUAAAACCUGAACUUUAAAAACGACAAAUUGAUGUUUUGUGAUGGUUGGGGCUUAAUAUUCUGAGUCUUAACUUCUGUAAAACGGUAAAUUGUAGUUUUUAUACAGAUUAAAGAUUGCAUGUGUUGCCUUUGGACACAGCCAGGGAAGGUGUCUCCCCUUGAUUCCAGGUUUUAUGCUAAGCUAAACUAACGAGCUGCGGGCUGUAGCUUCGUGUUAACCGUACACACUCAGGAGUGGUAGCGAUCUUUCCGUCCGACUCUAAGCAAGGCAGCGAAUGAGGGCAUUCUCCAGCCUUUUCCUAAGACAUGGUUCUUGCUUGUUCUCAGUGCCAGAUGAACCCAUUUGCCACAUACUCUACUACAGGACCACACAGUGCAGGGUUUUGACAAUCACAGGAAGCCUGUGUUCUGGGAACUUCACCUGCCGAACCAUACAGGUCAACGAAAAACUGCUAAUGAGCCGCAUCUGCUAUUUGACCCAGGUACUGCUGCUGACUGGUGAUGGUGAAAUGUGAGUGACAGGAGGAAAAAAAAAAAACCAAGAAUCAAGGAGGGAAGGUUGCUGAAGAUGGGACCCAGAGUAAAAGAGAGAGUAAGCUCUUCUUUCUGUCUCCCUAAAGUUUACCCUGUUGUUUACACUCCCAGACGGGCCGCUGCUCCAAGAGCAGAGGGAGCCACACUGCGGAGCAAAAUGAAUAUGUGACAUAUCUGGCUGUUUUCAGUAGGAGGAUCACACAUGUGCCCAUUUUUAGGUGCACAGGUGUCAGGUAAAGGAUAUGGGUUGCUAUAGUAAUCCCCCCCCCCCUCCCCCCACCCCAGCACACACCCACACACGCACGCACACCAGCACUCCCCCUUGCUAUUGUGAAUCGAUGAGCCCUUAAUGAUCAAAACUGCACUAAAACAAUCAUGCCAGCCAACCUUGUGAGUUUCUUUUUUUUCGUACGAAUUACAGUAGAUUGACCACCACUUAGUGUCCCAAGUCAGCGGAUGUAUUACUGGGAUAGAAACGCGCUUGUAGAGCACAGAUCGCCACUUCCGAAACACGCAGACGAUUAAUGCAAACACAUCCCCCAGUGCCCGAAUGAAUUCAAAGGGAAGUCUUAAAUCUAGACAAUCUGAGGAGGCCUUUAUGCUUUUAAUCAUUUUGUAUCACGAGCCCAAACAUAUUCCGACUGAUUGAGUUAUCUCCUGUUCAAAGUUGAAUUUAAAUCACCCAUCCAACCUCACAAAAUAACUGGACUGCCUGGCCAUGUUCUUCACUGCAGGGAAACACAACAUAGUUGGCCAACGACUGGCGACCAUCUCAUCAGCUUCGUAGAGAGAACUAGCUCCGCUGAGUAAGACGUUAACGAUGGCUAAGGUGAUUUCUUUUCUAAUCUAUGGAAGUGCCUCUGUAUUCCCAUUAUGCAAUUUGUCAAACAUGAAUUCAGGUUCUUUUUCUCACAUAUAAGCUAUAGUGAAUGGUGAAAAAUUUAUGUCAGGAGAGGGGAAAAAAAACGGUGACAGCUCACUAGAUAAUCGCAAGCAUCUUUAUAUAUAAUACACAUAUAUAUUUAUAGAUAUAUACAUUUUUUUUAUUUGCAAGAUAAGCUCUGUGGCAGUCUAGUUAUUUUUUGAAGCAUGGCGUACAUCGCACAGUCAUAGGAUGCAUCUCAAAAACUGCUGAUUUGAGCUAAAGUACCAGUCUCUAAAACCCACACUCGCAUGAAAUGACAUAAAAGAAAAAAGGAAAUCCAUGGCAAACACAACAAUAGAAACAGAGACAGUGAUGAUAAUGUAGUUGAGGAUUUAAAAAAAAAAAAAUCAGAUUAGGUUUUGUUGUUUUCUUUCUUGUUUUGAUGGGAAGUAUUGUUCUUGAAACUAAAUGAUGUAUGUUGAUUGAGCCAUGUGCAAUGCCUUGGUAGAGGAAUUGUGUUUGUUUGUUAGCGAUUGUUUGAGGGUGUCAUGAGAAAAGAGGGAAAACCCUCUACUUUUUUUUUUCCUUUGUUUUUCAAGUCCACGUGCUCUGGGACUCUAAAUACAAGGGCGGCAAGAAAAAAAUCCCAGUCUUUGUAAGUAAGUUUGAGGAAACUGUUUUUAAUUUCCUUUUAUUUUUAUUAUUUUUUUCCUUUUAUCACUUUUUUAAGAAAAAGUUCAUUUCUAAUGAUUUGUUUUCAAAAUGUGGGAGGGCUGAAGGAACAAUUUUGCAACUCAUAAAAUAUAUAUCACUAUGAAAACUGGUGCUUUCGUAAAGAAUUAAAAGUACAUUCAAUCUCUAUUAUACAUAAAUAAUAAUAAACAAAAUUAAGUGUUAUCAUAAAAGCAAAUUUUAGGAAAACAUGCAUUAUUCUAUUUCUCUUUUUGUAUUUACCGAGGGGGGAGGGGUUCAGUGUAUGAAAAGGUUGUUGUGACAAAAGGCAUUUUUCCUCCCCAACCUUUACACCACAGCAGAGGAAUAGUCGUAGGGGGGGAAAAAAAGAAAACAAAAAACCCAAAAAACAUCUGUUUCCAGACUGUAUCAUCUCGUAUGGGCCUAAUGUGGGACAAAGACAAGAUCUUCCCCAGUUUGGGAGAUGCACAAGAGUUUUGGAUUCCCGUGUCAAAGAAAAACAAAACACAAAAUCAUGAAAGGCCUGUGAUGUCUGGCGAGAUUUUUUUUUUUUCCCCCAUUUGGUGUCAAUGUCUGGUUGGUUCAGCGAGAGGGAAUGAACAACCUCAGAGGGACGCUGUCAUCAGUUCGAUAAGAACGUGAACCCCAACCCUCCCUCUCCCCCACCCCCACCCUUUCCGAACCCCCCCCCCCCCCCCCCCCGUUUCCCACUGUAAAUGAUUAUAAAUAUUUGUUUGGUGAUGUAGUGUUAUAGACUCAGAGCAUCUUAAAGGUUGUCCCUAAAAAGUGCCUUUUGUUCACAGAUUCCAUCUUGUAAUCCUGAGUGCCCAUCUCAAAAGAAAAAAAAAGUCCCCUCCUUCAUACUUCUAUAUCUUUCUCUUCCUCUUCUUCAAGCUUUUUAAAGCAGUAUACAUAGUACUAAAGGAAAUUGGUGUGAUUUAGUUCCUCUUUUUAUUGUUGAAUAAUUAAGAAAAGCUGAAAAAAAAAGGACAAAAAAAGAUAUUUUCUGUCUUGCUUCUCUUCCUCUGUAUCUUGUCUUCUGUCUAUCUUGGACACUGGAGUAGUCUGUAGCUGCGUAACCUUCUCUUUCCUCCCCUCCCCUCCUUUUCUCCUUUCUCCCUUUCUCUGAAUGGCGGGGUUUAAAAAAAAAAAAAGGAAAAAAAAGAAUACGCAAAGAUUUUUUUGUCUGAGCAGAAUGCAGUUAGCUCACAUGUUAUUCUUGUCUGUACGCUUCACAUUGUAUUACCAUACCCAUCUUCUUCAGCUUCUCCAUUCAACAGCUAAUGUAAGUGAACAAGUUACACCACGGGGCUCUGGGCUGUGCUGAGGACAGGGUCUGAGUCAGGGCAAAGAAAUAGUUCCCCCCCCUGGGAGCGGUCAAUUACAAAUGAACCCAGGCGGAGGGAUGAAGGCACUCACGGGAACUUUCUUUUUGGUUUUGGACUUUGGCGAGGGAGAUGACCAGUAGGACUGCUAGUAUAGGCAGGUUUGUUUGUGAUUCUUGUUUCUAUCUAUUUAUUUUAAUUUUUUUUUUUAUAAUUGAAUUUGGAUUUGCUUUUUGAUUACUUUUUGUCAUUGUUACUGCGUAUCUUAGGCAGCAGUGAGAUGCUGCGUUGAGACCUUCAGUUAUGCACCUUUCUAGUGGUUGAAUGAGACCAGCUGUUUAAAAAAAAAAAAGAGAAAAAAAAGGAAAAAAGUGAAACUGAAAAAUAACUCGAAGCACCUUAUAAAGCGGACCGG
Messenger RNA from Toxotes jaculatrix (banded archerfish), 7829 nucleotides. It is a transcript of the gene nfixb, whose product is annotated as nuclear factor I/Xb. Gene Ontology annotation, cellular component: nucleus. The record is from RefSeq and is a predicted model, not a curated record. The transcript is spliced from 12 exons. Gene Ontology annotation, molecular function: DNA-binding transcription factor activity, RNA polymerase II-specific; RNA polymerase II cis-regulatory region sequence-specific DNA binding. Bases 908 to 2371 code for a protein of 487 amino acids. Lineage: Eukaryota; Metazoa; Chordata; Actinopteri; Toxotidae. Gene Ontology annotation, biological process: regulation of transcription by RNA polymerase II.